CUCUGAGUCUUAAAGUACUGUACAGUCAUGGCCGUUCUCGCUCGUUUCGCUCGUCUCGCACGGCCGCAGUGCGUCGUCUGUUUGAUCCGCUCAUGCUCGCCAGAUCAUCCCCAAUUUGCUCGUCCGCUAUAGAUUUCUUCCUGUGUAAUGGUGACGUCGCAGUGACGGUAACGUCGCGUUGCCUGUCGGAGCCUACGGCGUACUGGCAAACGAAACAGUUUCUGGAGCUGGGCGGACUUCGCGGAACACGAAGGACGGUUGUUCUGGUCAUCAAGCAUGGUCCAUCUUCAGCGUGGUUGCGUCCAGAACGAGGCUACAUAAAGGAGAGACGUUCGUUGCGCCAGAAGUUCGUUUGCAGUCAGUGUUGCGUUGUGAGCACUAGUACCCCUCAAAAUCGGCGCACACCAUCUGUGACCGGCAACACUGGAGAGGAGUCCAACGGAAAUCGGAGGCGUACAAAUGCUCCAUAUGACACAACAUCCACGAUCAAUACGUGCUGUUUGUCAUCAAGACAACGUUAUCAGCUCUGUCGCCCAGAUCUACCCACCCCAAGGUGAAUACAUACCUGAUAUGCAUCGUCCGUGGCUAUUCUGCGUGUUUCUACUGGGAUAAACAGCCAGGCCCUCGCGCGCGCUCGUGCACCCAACCAUCGUACAAGACAUGCUAUGCGAACCGAGCGCGGAGGCCGUUCAGGCCUGUGCGCACAAACUCGAGCUUACGAUGCCGUACCAGUGCUAUCGGCUCCAGCACCGCCAUCGCAUCGAGCUGCUCCGAGAUCGACGCACUGGAUACCCUCAACUGCACAUCGGUUGCUUGAGUCUCAUG
Fomitopsis serialis is the source of this 825-nucleotide messenger RNA. RefSeq lists its product as uncharacterized. The coding region runs from base 93 to 557 and encodes 154 amino acids. The transcript has 4 exons. The record is from RefSeq and is a predicted model, not a curated record. Lineage: Eukaryota; Fungi; Basidiomycota; Agaricomycetes; Polyporales; Fomitopsidaceae.